Messenger RNA from Betta splendens (Siamese fighting fish), 7671 nucleotides. It is a transcript of the gene neurl4, whose product is annotated as neuralized E3 ubiquitin protein ligase 4. The transcript is spliced from 28 exons. Bases 636 to 5579 code for a protein of 1647 amino acids. The record is from RefSeq and is a predicted model, not a curated record. Lineage: Eukaryota; Metazoa; Chordata; Actinopteri; Anabantiformes; Osphronemidae. Gene Ontology annotation, molecular function: ubiquitin protein ligase activity.
CAAAAAUAUUAAAACAGUAGUGAUAAAUAAGUUUACAUUUUAAAAAGCAAUUAGGGAGGCGGCUCGGUCCUGGGUGUUGAGAAAAUAGAAACUCCAUCCAUAUGAUGUCAUACAAAGGAGCUUUUCAGCUAAAUAAUGCAAGGACGGGGACGUGACGUUUGAUGUGAUACACAAGCUAAAAUUAUAUAAUAACUCUAGAUAAAUUAAUCAAGCGUUUUAGGGCUUUUUGAUAUUACUAUAAUGGAAAAAUCUACCAUGAAUCAAUACAAUCACAAAUUUGAAACUUGAUAAGCAAAAUCAUGUUAAUUCUACAUUUUUUCUUUGUUUAAUCUGUAACAGACAUACUAUUACGCACGGUGCAUGGCGUGACAAUAAUAAGACUUUAGGCUUGAAAACAACGACAGACGAGCGAACAUUUAAAGCAUUAAAUGUUUCUGAACAAAAAUGUUAAUGGAUUUGACAUUAAAUUUGAUUUUACAAUUAUAUAUGAGUUAUACUCAUGCGUUAUGAGACUGAAUAAAGCUACAUGGAUUUAUUUGCACUACCGCUACCAGCGCACAGACGCUAAGCGCCUGCUGCCUUGCUAGAGGACAGCCGUCUGCAGAAAUGGGUGCGGUGCCGUGCGGUCGGUUGCUAUGACGCUGCUGUCGCAAACGCCCAGUGUCGUGAACACUGGCUGCCCCGUGAAGAUGGCGGCGGAGCUGCAUCCGCGGAGCGGAAAGCUGAUCGGCCUCUCCAACUCCAACCGAACCGCCCGGCGCAACCAGCCAGUGCAGGAGUUCAACCACGGCCUAGUGCUCAGCAAGGAGCCGCUGAGGGACCGGGAUGUCUUCACCGUCCGCAUUGACAAGAAGGUGAACUCGUGGAGCGGCUCCAUCGAGAUCGGCGUGACGGCGCUGGACCCCGCUGCGCUGGACUUCCCCAGCAGCGCCACGGGCCUUAAAGGGGGCUCCUGGAUCGUGUCCGGCUGCUCGGUGCUACGCGACGGCCGCUCAGUCCUGGAGGAGUACGGCCGCGACCUGGACCAGCUGGCUGAGGGCGACCGGGUGGGCAUCCAGCGUAACUCCCGCGGAGAGCUCCACCUCUGGAUUAACGGGCAGGACUGCGGCACGGCGGCCAGCGGCCUGCCGCCCAGACUGUGGGCGGUGGUGGACCUGUACGGCAAGUGCACCCAAGUGACGGUGGUGAGCUGUGAGCCGCCACCGCCCUCUGCAGAGAGAGAGAGAGAGACAGUGGAGCGAGACGAGGAGGAGGAGGAGGAGGAGGAUGAGGAGGAGGAAGAGGUGGUGGUGUGUGCGGGUCAGGAGGACACAGGCAUCACUGCACUGAUGAAUGUCGCAGCAAUUAAUGGAUUAAUGAAUGGAAAUGAAGUGCCUGAGCUGAGCUGUAGUCACAGCCGACCCGACAAGUUCCCCAACAACCUGGAGCCUGACACAGUUCUGACUGAGCACCAGCUCUUCGACGUGUUCAACAAUGCAAUAGUAUCUUUUUAUCGCUCAGAGGACGAGGGCGGGGGGGAAGACGGUGGAGGUGGAGGUGGAGGGGGCUCGGGGGGAGGCAGCGCAGCGGAAGGAGGAAAUUCAGGGACGGACUCCUCUUCUUCCAGAAACGACAGAGGGAGCAGCAGCGGAGGAAGCACGGGAAACAGUGACAGCGGGGGAGGAGCUGGCGGUGGAGAUGGUGGAAACACCAACAGCAGUCCUACUGGCAACGGGGGGUUGGGCACAGGCGUCCUGGCCGGCGGGAUGACCACCAACGACGCGCUGCUGUUCCACGAGAAGUGCGGCACGCUGAUCAAACUGAGCAACAACAACAAGACGGCAGAGCGGAGGAGGCCGCUGGACGAGUUCAACAACGGCGUGGUGAUGACCAACCGGCCCCUGCGACACAACGAGAUGUUUGAGAUCCGCAUUGAUAAACUGGUGGACAAGUGGUCGGGCUCCAUAGAGAUCGGCGUAACGACGCACAACCCCAACAACCUAGACUAUCCUGCAACUAUGACCAAUCUGCGCUCAGGUACAAUCAUGAUGAGUGGCUGUGGGAUAUUAACUAAUGGGAAAGGAACCCGCAGAGAAUACUGUGAAUUCAGCCUUGAUGAACUUCAGGAGGGAGAUCACAUAGGGUUGAUGCGCAAAGCCAGCGGUGCUCUCCAUUUUUAUAUCAACGGCAUCGACCAAGGUGUUGCCGCCGCCCAGACCCCUGGCGUGGUCUACGGCGUGGUGGAUCUGUACGGCAUGGCCGUCAAAGUCACCAUCGUUCACAACCACAACCACAGCGACCGCCUCAGGCGCAACAACGCCAUCAUGAGGGCCCUGUCCCCCGACGUGGGCCGGCCCCGGCCCGCCCUGUCCCUCACGCCGGACCCCGAGGGGCCCGAGCGCCUGCUCUUCCACCCCAACUGUGGCCAGAAGGCGGCCAUCAUCGGUGACGGCAGGACGGCGCUGCGGCCACACGCGACCGAUGACUUCAACCACGGUGUGGUCCUCAGCAGCCGGCCGCUGCGCUCCAACGAGGUCUUUCAGGUCCGUAUCGACAAGAUGGUGGACAAGUGGGCGGGUUCCAUCGAAAUCGGUGUCACGACGCACAACCCCGCCUAUCUGCAGCUGCCCUCCACCAUGACGAACCUGCGCUCAGGGACGUGGAUGAUGACGGGAAAUGGUGUGAUGCACAAUGGAACUACAAUCCUGGAUGAGUACGGACACAACCUCGACCGGCUCAAGGCUGGCGACACGGUAGGCGUUGUGCGGAAGGAGGACGGCAGCCUGCACUUCUUUGUGAACGGUGUAGCUCAGGGCCCGGCGGCGUGGAACGUCCCUCCCAGCGUCUACGCCGUGGUGGACCUCUAUGGGCAGGCUGCUCAGGCCACCAUCAUGGACGACAUGGUUGACCUCCCCCCUCUCCCAGAGGACUGCUCCGAGGGACCCACGGCCAUGUCCCCUGGGAGCCCCUGUUCAGUAGCCGGGGCCACCACCACCACCGACCUGCGGUUCCACCAGCUGCACGGCACCAACGCCGUCAUCACCAACGGGGGGCGCACCGCCCUGCGCCAGAACUGCCGCAGCGAGUUCAACGACGCCAUCGUCAUCUCCAACAGGUGCCUUCGAGACGGAGAGCUGUUUGAAAUCGUUAUUCAGAAAAUGGUGGACCGCUGGUCGGGUUCAAUAGAAGCAGGCGUGACAGCAAUCAGGCCAGAGGAGCUGGAGUUUCCAAACACUAUGACUGAUAUCGACUACGACACUUGGAUGCUCAGUGGGACAGCUAUCAUGCAGGACGGGAACACGAUGCGCAACAACUACGGCUGUGACCUGGAUUCCCUGACCACAGGCUCACGCAUCGGCAUGAUGCGCUCAGUCAGUGGCAACCUCCACUAUUACAUCAACGGUGUGGACCAGGGCGUGGCCUGCUCCGGUCUCCCUCCAGAGGUAUUUGCAGUGAUCGACCUGUAUGGUCAGUGUGUUCAGGUGUCCAUCACCAGCUCGUCAGGCCUGUUGGACAACAGCCUCUGCACCAGCAACAUCACUGAGAAGAGCUUCCCCAUCCACUCGCCAGUAGCAGGCGUUGCCCACCGGCUCCACAGCAAACACGGUAAGAACGUGGUGCUGCUGGGGGAGGGCUGCCAGGCCGUUAGAGUUGGAGGAUACGCUCACAGCAUCGUGUUCAGUGCAAAGGAGCUUAGAGCAGACGAGCUGUUUGAGGUGAGGAUUGAUGAAGUGGACGAGCAGUGGUGCGGUUCGCUGCACAUUGGCCUGACCACUCUGGCACCUCCCGAGCUUCCUUCCUGCCCGCUGUCGGGCCUCUCCCCCUCCCUCCCGCAGCUCCGAGCCAAGGUCACCUGGCUGCUCUGUGGCUCUGAAGUCCGUCGCAAUGGAGUGCUGCAGCGGCAGAACUACGGCUGUUCACUGGACCGGCUGACGGUGGGCAACCGCGUGGGUGUGAAGAGAUGCAGCGAUGACACCAUGCACAUCUUUAUCGAUGGAGAGGACAUGGGACCUGCAGCGACUGCGGUGGCAAAGAAUGUGUACGCGGUUCUGGACCUGUACGGGCGGAUAACCGCAGUGUCCAUCGUCAGCUCGUCAGUGAUGGAGGACGCGGAGAGCGUGAAGGCGCCCUCGCUCUGCUCAGAGAGCUGCAGCGAAGGAGAGGAGGACAGCACCCCUGUCAGAGAGGCCGAGUCUGAGCCGUGCUCCCUGGUGCCCACUGUCAUGGCGUUCCUGGAAAACCACGGCAAGAACAUCCAGCUGUCCAACCAGAACCUGACGGCAGCCAGAGUGUCGAGCUACAACCAGGGCCUGCUGGUCACCGCCCAGCCGCUGGCCCGUCAGCAGCUCUUCCAGUUUCAGAUCGACCGCCUGAACCCGUCGUGGACGUCGUCGCUGUCGUUGGGGGUGAUCGGUCACUCCCCCGACCGCCUCAACUUCCCCUCCACAGCGUGCUGCCUGAAGCGCUCCACCUGGCUGCUGCAGAGGGACUCUGUCUUCCACAACUCCCUGAAGGUCCAAAGCCAGGAGCCUCGUCCAUGCCUCGUGUGCUGCCACUCGGCUCUCCUGCCUCAUUUUCCUCCUUCUGCUCCUCAGAUAUGUGAGAACUACGGUCCUAACCUGGACACGUGUCCGGAGGGGACGGUGCUGGGUCUGCUGGUCGACGCCAACAGCUGUCUGCACCUGUACGUCAACGGCAUGGACCAGGGCGUGGCGGCGCAGGACAUCCCGUCGCCCUGCUACCCCUUCAUCGACCUCUACGGCCAGUGUGAACAGGUUACCAUAGUAACGAACAACGUGCCAGCUGUGGGUGGAGAGAGCGGUGAGACCCGCUGUCAGGGCGACAUGGAGAAGGCCGACAUGGUUGAUGGAAUCAAAGAGAGCGUGUGCUGGACGCCCCCUCCAGAGGUCAACCCCAACAAGACCUGCGAGUACCAGGCGCUGUGCUCGCGCUUCAAGGACCUGCUGACGUUGCCAGAUGGCUACUUCAACGAAGACGCAAAGUACAACCUGUGCUACUGUGAGUCCUGCCACAAGCUGCGAGGCGACGAGGCCUAUUACAAGAGGGGAGAGCCCCCUCGCGACUACGCCCUGCCCUUCGGAUGGUGCCGCUUCGCCCUCAGGAUCAAGCCCCACUGUGAGGUUUCUAAUGCAAUGAAGAAGUGGCACAUCGCGUACCACGGCACCAGCGUCGGAGCUCUGCGGCGCACGCUGGACCACAGCCAGCUGCUGCCUGGGUCGUCGUCCAUCUUCUCGGUGUCUCCGGUGAAGGCGGAGGGGCCCAACGGUUACACUGAGCCCGAGGAGAACAGCGCCCCCGGCAGGGAGGUCCCCCGCGUGCGCCUCUCCCCCACCAUGCGCUACUCCGGCCUGGAGAUCUUUGCUCCUAAAGUGCAAUUUCGGGACCCCCGCUCGCACCGCAGCCACCAGGCUCAGGUGGGGUUCCAGGUGUGCGUACGCCCGGGCUCCUACAAGGUGGGCCCUCAGACGCUCAGCCAGAGCGAGUCCCUGGACCCUCGCUUCAGCAACUCGGAGAUCGAGUGGAUGACGAAGGAGCAGGGGGGCACGCUCCUCUACGGGCUGCUCAUCCGGGUGGAGUGAUGGGGCGACAGCGGGGGCGUCCGGGCGGGAGCGGGGACAGUCUGGGACGACGCGCUCCUGCUUUGAAUUAACUGACAACCAAAUCCAACCCCUGCCUUCAGCAACAGACUCCUCUGGAUUCCAGCUGUGGACAACUCAGCAUUUUUGUUUUUGUCCGUUUCGAUUAUCUGUUGGUAGUUUGCUCUUGGACUCUUUCAAAGGCCGGAGGCUACAGCGGUUUCAGAGAAGAACAGACACUGCCUGCACUUUAUGUUUCAGACACUCGUGGGCGAUUUUUAAACUAAAUUCUCUUUGACACAUGUCCAGUCACUGCAGUUUAUACUUCGUUGUGCCACAGUUUAGUUUUCAUUCUUCCCAACAUCUUAUUUAACCCCUCUGCUUUUUUUUCUUAUUUGGCACUUACCUUGGUCACAACCUUCGCUCUGGUCAGUGUUUAUUUACGGAGGCUCUGUCUCCUGCCAACAUGCACGUUAAUGGAGCAGCACCUGCAAAGACUGAAAUGUGGGUCAACAAAAAAAAGUGAAAAAGACACUAGAGUCUGAGAAUAAACCCUGGAGUGUCUAGUUACGGAGACUUCUUUAGGGAGGAAGCUUUUAAAACUGGAGGAGGAGAAAAUGUUUACACGCGUUUCGCUGUAUGUGGUCUUAAUGUUCAUGCGUUAGCAGUCUGGCUGCUUCAUCAGCCCUGUUGCUGCUUCUGUUCUGGCCCAACGUCACCUCCACGUCAAACUGGAAAGCUGGAAGUUAAUUCUUAGACAUUUUGUGAAAUAAGCUCGUCUGCUUCUAUAGAAGAGAGAAUUCCUACAGCGACCAGCGCUGAGCCCCAUGGAUCGACUGGUCCCCUGAAAAGAGUCAGCCCUGCCAACAGUCAGACCCAGGCUGAGGCUGAAUGGUCUGAGUGAAGUGGAAGUGUUGGAAUCACACAAAAUUACAGUAGUAACAAUUGGCUUCCUUAAGUAAAUUAACUUCCCAAUAUCCCAAGAGACAACUUUAACACUGCACAAGAAAUAUUCUCAACAUGUUCUCCCUAGUUGUUCAGCUGCCACCUUGAUUCAGUUAGUUUUAUUCCACGUAAUAAUUUAUGAUUUGUCUGUAGACAUAGCCCUAGAAUAAUAACUAACAUCUGAGCACUGCUGGUUGAAUGAUUUGACCCGACACUGGGCCGUCGCUGUCCUCCCAUCAGCACCUGUAAAGCUCUACAAUAAUGCGCUGGGUGUUUGUUUACAUGGACGUUUUUAUACUGAUUAAAAAUGAGGUGUCGAUCUGGCGGUUGCCUGGCAAUCAAGACACUCCAUUGGUUGCCUGGCAACAAGUAAAAAGCUCCGCAUCAGACAUAGGUUGCCCCCCACAACCACCUGUAAAAUAGUGACCUACAGCUUUUACACAUGAAAUGUGGUACGACGUGUUUACCAGUGAGCUGUGUGCUGUGGUGCCAUUUACUGGGCCAGGCCACCAUUCGAAGUUAUCAAUCUGACCACGAAACGCCGGGAAGAAGACAGAUUUGCCAAAAUGUCAAACUCUUCUUGAAAAGUGUUAAGAUGAAUGUUGAAGAUUCUAAUGGAGUGGUCUUUAAGCCUGUGUGUGUUACCUGCAGGUCCUCCAGAACCAACACGGAGCAAGUCUGCACCCCAUGACCCUGGACCCAGGCUGGUGUUUACAUGUGAAUGUUAUUAACUGGGGCUCUGCAGCACUUUUAAACUAUGGUAUGAUUUACAUUUGUCUCGGUUUAAACAUUGAUUGUAUGUGAAAGGCUUUUUUAUUUUCCACCAUCCUCACUCCUGUUGCCAAUUUGAUGAACCUGCUACAGACCGUGAAACAUCUUUUCUCCUCUUGAGUUUUUAUGAGUCAAACUCAGAAAUGACAGCGGCUCAGUCGCGUUCUAAGAGCAGCUGUGGUGUGACUGAAGCUCUGUGGUCGGCAAAUAGAAACAACUUCCAGUCAAAAAUGUGAAAAACAAUGGGUUAUUUACAGCCCAGUGCUGCUUUGUACAAUUUAAUUUUGGUUUUAUGUAUGUUGCAUUGUACAGGCUGUUACAUAACAAAUCAUAUCUUCCUGAUUUAUAUAAAAUAAAUAAACUGACAGUAUGCACAGAA